This is a messenger RNA of Bursaphelenchus okinawaensis, 753 nucleotides long. Lineage: Eukaryota; Metazoa; Nematoda; Chromadorea; Rhabditida; Aphelenchoididae. The record is from the annotation of a GenBank genome assembly.
AUGUCGAUCAGUGAGUACAAAUUAGCACGGUCAAGAUCGGCGCAGAUACUACGCCGAUCCAGUUCAGCCUCUAGGGUCCCCGUAAGUUUUGAAUACCGCUUUAUGUUAACUUCUUAACUAAUAUGAGUUCUACCAAAACUUAAAAAAUUAGAACUGUUUUAUAUUAUUAACUUUUAUAAAGUAAAUUAUUGUAGUAAGCAGAGAUAAUCUUAAAUAUUGUUCUUGCAGCUGAGCAGAUCGUCGUCGUUAUUAAGCCUCGGAAACUACCCUUACAACCGACCGACCACUCGACCUUUGUAUCACUUCCCAUCGGCCGAGUUCAUUUAUCACCGUGAAUACCGUGGAACGCGACUACUAGACGACUACCGCCACUACGAACCCUUAUACUACCGUUCCUACUACAACCCCGUUCCAAUGUACAACUCAUAUCGUUCCCCCACCAGAUACUACCCUUUCACCUUCAGCUGGUACCCUUACUCUCGACCGUACCUCUGGAGGCCACGGUAUUCCGUCUAUGAAUCUCGCUACGUUGACCCCACCUACAAUUGGUACAGUAGGAGUGCGUACUACUCGCCGUACCGUCCCAGUCUUUUCGACGGUAAGUUACCGGUCGUAUUCAGAUAGUCAAACAGUGUACGGUAUUUAGAUGCGUCACGGACCUUGUACACGAAGGGAUGGGUUAAGAACCUGACCAACUUCAAUCGCAAUGUGCUCUGGGAGUCCGUCCGAUGGACACCAAUGCCGCUUCCGUAA